AUGACGGCUAAAGAAGAUUUAGUCGAAUCUCAUAUGAAUAGUAGCGGACAAAAACGAAUAACAAGACCAACAGUAGACCUGAAUAUAACAACACCAACAACAGUACUAAAUACAAAUGAUCAACAACAACAACCACCACCUGAUUAUGAAAGUUCAAUUAAAGCUGAGAAUGAAGUAGAAGAUGUAGAAGAUGAAAAUGUUUUGGAUGAAAAUGGUGAACCGAAAUUUCCCGUGGAUGAUUUAGCAAAACUUGAAGAACAAGUCAAUCGAGUACGAUGGAUUGUGCCUGUUUUAGCUGAUGGUGAAUUAAUAAAAUGUUUACGAGCUGCUCUUCGUCUUGCUCGAGAAAAACUUGAUACAAAAAGUGAACCAUGUCAACGAUUUAUUCGUGAUAGUCUGGUCAUUUCAUUUACGAAAACAUUUUGUGAUGAAGCUGUACAAUCAUGGAAAUUUGAUAUAUUACAUGCAAUUUAUAAGAAUGCAAUGAUUUGUAUUCAUUUAUGUGUAUUAAAACUUGAUGAUGAUUGUUUUCCAUUGCUUGAAGUUUUAAGUUUUAUGAUGAAUCCACAAGGACGUUAUCAUCAGUCAAAUUACAAUCGAGCAUCUACAUAUCAACUACAACAUGGAACGGAAUCUUUUGCUUCGACAACGGAGUCUCGUGUAAUUCAACGUGGUUGGCUUGUUGAUUUUAUAGAUAAAUUCGGACAUUUAGGUGGUUUUGAUAAAAUUCUUGCUCGUUUUACUUCAUCCGAAACUAAAUUAACAAUAUCUGUUGUUGUUGCAUUACUUAAACCAUGGGGUCUUUGUUAUGAAUAUUUAACACAAUCAACAAUAAAAAAAUAUUUUGCACCUAUUAUUGAUUUUGUUCCACGAUUUCUUGAUCAAUUAACAGAAAAUGAUCUUAAAGUUGAAACAAAAAGUGAAUCAAAAAGUGAUACUUUAUCAGCAGUCAUCAAAUGGCUUCGUCAUCUUGCAUCGCGUUUACCUGAAAAUGAUAACUUAUGUCGAAGUUUAGAUGCACUUCGACUUAAAAUAAUUCUACGACUAUUGCAAACGAAUUCCUUCAGUGGUAAAAUGAAUGCUCUUAAUGAAGUGAAUAAACUUCUUCCAAGUCUUAAUUCAAUGCAUCGUGUAACAUUCAAUCGUCCUGAUGAUAAUGAUAAUUUAACAUCGGAAAAAUUCAUUCAAUGGAUUCAAGAACAUGAAAUUCUCGAUAUUGUUUUACGUGAUUGUUUACAUCAACCACAAUAUGUUGAAAAAUUAGAGAAACUUCUUCGUUUUAUAAUCAAAGAACAAGCAUUAAGUCGAGCUGAUCUAGCUAAAAUUUGGAAUUCAUCAUGUGGAAAACAUGAAGCUAUUGAAAAAAAUGUUCAUGAUUUACUUGCAAAAUUAGCAUGGGAUUUUACACCUGAACAACUUGAACAAUUAUUUGAUUGUUUUAGAGAAAGUUGGACGAAAGCUAGUAAAAAACAACGAGAAAAAUUACUUGAACUUAUUCGAAGAUUAGCCGAAGAUGAUAAAGAAGGUCUUAUGGCAAAUAAAGUUUUGGAAUUAUUAUGGAAUAUUUCACAUGAUAAACAUUUACCAAAUGAAAUUAUUGAUCAAGCUUUAGCAGCACAUUUAAAAAUUCUUGAUUAUAGCUGUUUACUGGAAAAAGAAAAAACAAAAUUAUCUUGGAUUGAACGAAUAAUCGACGAAGUUAAACAAGAUCAACAUGUUCUGAUUUCAAUAAAACAAAUUCGUGAAAUAUGUACACAAUUUCAUGAGAAUUUAUAUACACAUAACAUUCCACGUAUGUCAGGUCCAUUGAACAGAAUAAGUGUUAUUGAUUUAUUGGAAAAUAAAUAUCAAUUAACUUGUGUUAUUACGGAAAAUCUUUGUCAUUAUAUGGAUACUGUUCGACGUUAUCGAGAUGAAAAAAAGAAGAUUUUACCACCACCUGAAGAAUAUUACCCGGAUGGUCGUUUUGAUCAUAAUCAUCAAAUUCAUGAACGUUUAACAUUUCUUAAAUUUGUAUUAAAAGAUGGUCGACGUUAUUUAGCUUUUGAACAUUUAAAAAUCAUUUGGAUAAGUUUAGCUGAACAAGCUGUUUAUCCACAAGAUCGUGAACAAUGUUUUCGUUGGUUUACUGAAAUUACUGAUGAUGUUGGUUUUGAAUCAAAAUCUGGAAAAAAUUUCUUUCAAAAUCAUUUUAUGAAACUCGAUCCUCAUUUACUGACUGAUCUUGGAAUGAGUUGUUUUGAUCGAUUUUUUAAAUCUGUUAAUGCACAAUCGAAUAAAUUUCAACAAAAACGUCGCUCAAUUCGUUUAAUCAGUGAUGAAGACCUAAUUGGUAUGGAAUAUUUAUGGAAAUUAAUAUUAAAUGGUUCAGAUGAAGUUGCUGAACGUGCUAUACAAUUAAUUAAAGAAAUUUAUACAAAUAUAAGUCCACAAUUAAAAACUGAUAUUAAACGUAUACAUCAAACAUUUAUUCAAGAAUGUUUUCAUCGUUUAAAACAAGUUUAUGAUCAAUUAAAAACAAAAUCAAAUCAAAUAACAUAUCAACAAAAACUUAAUGCGAUAAUACGUAUAUUAAUUGUAUUAAGAGAAUAUUUAGGUGAAUGUGAUUAUUCUUAUCAUAAAGAACGAAGUUUUUUACCUAUGUCAAGAGCUUAUCGUGGUCGACCAGUAACAGUAUUCGUUCGUUUAAAUACUGGUCAGAAUCGACAAGCCGAAGAAUUUGAAUAUCAAUGUCAUUCAAAUGAAACAUGGGGACAAAUUCGACGAAUGAUAUUCAAUCGAUUUAAAACAACAUUUGGUAUUCUAGAAAUAUUUCGAAAUAGUGAUAUGAUUUAUACAGCAGAAGAUAAUAAAACUUUAGCACAAACAGAUGGACGUGAUAGAAUUACAAUAACUGUUCGAUGGGUUCAACAACCAACUCAAGCAGGUUCUAGUGGUGAUAGUAGUUCAUCAGAAUCUGAAAUAAAUAAUAAUAAUAUUUCAUCAUCAUCAGUAUCACAUCAUAAUCGAAUUUUAGAUGCAAUUGAUACCAAUGCUGAAAGUGUGCUACCAUCAGUGAUAAUUCUUCAAAAACAUGAAUAUUAUCAAUUUUUAAUUGACAUAUCCGAUUUGGGUUGUAAAGAAAAAAAUAUUCGUCUUCGUGAUACAGCACGUCAAAUUCUUGAUUUAAUACCUGUUGAUCCUCAUGUAAAACAUGCAUUUACUACUAGUCUUGCUACUCAAAAAACGGAUUCCGACGAAAAUUUUACUCGUUUAAAUAAUUUUUAUUUUCAUAAAUCACCUACACAAAUGUUAUAUAAUUUACAAACAACACUUAUUAAACUUGCACCAGCUUCUUUUUCUACAAAUGAAAAUAAUGAUUUAGAAGCUUUACAUGUAUAUUUUCUUAAUGCUGGUGGUUUAACAUGUUUAUUAAAUAUUUUAACACAAAAACAAUAUACUGAUCAAUGUGAUAUAGCAACACGAAAAUCAAUUUAUUUUACUGGACUUCGUAUACUUAAACGUUUCCUUAUUAUUCUUGGUUAUUAUCAAUUAAAAAUAUCAAAUACACCAAGUUAUAAUGAAUCAUUAGAACAAAUACUUAAUUUAAUGCCAAUAACAACUAUCUAUAAUGAACAACAACAUACAACAAUGUCACUUGAACGACGUAUUGUUUCACUAUUACUUCAACAUAUAAAUACAUAUCCGAUACCAAAAGCUUCAUUCUUACAGUAUGAACAUAUUAUUGAAUUAAUACGUCUUAUUUGGUGUUUAGCAUCAUAUAAUGAUCAAAAUUCAUUUGAAAUUAAUUUAAAAAAUGAUUUUAAUGCAAUUCAUAAAUCUUUUAAGCAAGAAAAUUUUAAUGCAAAUGAUCAAAUCGAUAUCACUGAAUAUUCCGACGAUGAUGAAGAAAAUUUAACAACGUGUCGUGAAGGUUUAGAAUUACUUUGUAUCUCUAUUGCUUUAGUACCAUCAUGUGUUGAACGUUUAUUAAAAGAAAAUAUGUUCGAACAUUUUCUUAUUGAUCUUGUUCUCUAUUGUCAUUAUCCAACUAUACGUCAUAUAGCAUCAGAACAAAUAUAUAUUUUAACAGUACGUUGUUCACAAGGUGAAAAUGAAAAUUUAUUAAAAUAUCUUAUUGAUAAACAAUUUCAAAUAAUUAAUAAACAUUCAGAUAAUUUAAAAAUUUAUUCAUUAUAUUCAGCUGAUUUUUUUCUAUUAUUAUGUCGUUUAUUAUCCUAUGCGUAUCAAAAUCAUAUUGUAUUAUCGGAUAUUGAUCAACAAUUACGUGAUGAAAUAAAUUGGUUAAAAAAUCUUCAAUUACCUGUUGAUGAACAUUUACUUCGUGGACAUUUAAAUUUAGCUAAAGAAUUAUUACAAUUUCAAACAACGGAAUGUAAACGUUUCUAUGGAAUUGAACAAUUAUUAAUACAACAAAUAAUUGAACAAUUUCUUUUUCCAGCAUCAACAUUACUUCAUCAAUCUCGUACGAUAAAACAAAAACGUCUUUCGAAACAAACAAUUGAUAAUGAAGAUAAUGAACUUAAAGAACCACAAAUUCCAAUUUGUCAAUCACCAUUAACAAUUCUAGCAGCUUUUGAUUUAUUAGUUAUAUUAGGAACUAAUUGUAUUGAUAAUUUAAAAUUAAUUGAUAGAUAUACUACUGAUCUAUUUUAUUCAGCUCCUGAUUCAGCUUUAACUGAAUGGGAUUUUUCUUUACCAAUUGGUUCACGUCCAAAUCGAGGUUUUGUUGGUUUGAAGAAUGCUGGAGCAACAUGUUACAUGAAUUCAGUUUUACAACAAUUGUUUAUGAUACGAUCACUACGCACAGCAUUAUUAUCUGUUAAGAUUCCUGUUGAAUAUGGUGAAGAUGAAUUCGAUGAUGAUGAUAUACGUCGAGAUACUCCUGAUACAUGUUCCGAUGGAAAAUCAUGUGUUAAAGAUAUUCAAACAACUUUAUCACCAAUAAAAGAUCCUAUAACUGAUAGAAAUGAAUAUAAUAUUCAAAUACUUCGUCAAAUUCAAAGAAUAUUCGGACAUUUAUUAGAAUCAAAAUUACAAUAUUAUAUUCCAAAAGGUUACUGGAAGAUUUUUAAAUUUGCAGGUGAACCGGUGAAUCUACGUGAUCAACAAGAUGCUGUCGAAUUUUUAAAUACUGUUGUUGAUAGUUUAGAUGAAGCAUUAAAAACAUUAAAAUUACCUCAAAUAUGUUCGAAAGUUCUUGGUGGAGCAUUUGCUGAUCAAAAAAUUUGCAAAGACUGUCCACAUCGAUAUUCACGUGAAGAAGAUUUUACAUUAUUAAGCGUUGAUAUACGUCAUAGUCAAAAUCUAAAAGAAUCACUUGAACAGUAUGUCAUUGGAGAAUUGCUCGAUGGACCUAAUGCAUAUUUCUGUGAAAAAUGUAAUAAAAAGGUUGAUACAGUAAAACGAACUUGUUUUAAAAAGCUACCGCCAGUUCUUGCUAUACAACUUAAACGAUUUGAUUAUGAUUGGGAACGUGAAACACCAAUUAAAUUCAAUGAUUAUUUUGAAUUUCCAAGAGAAUUAGACAUGGAACCAUAUACAGUUCAAGGUCUUGCUAAAGCAGAAGGCACACCUGUGAUUGAUGAAAAUACAAAUGACGAUCAAACUACAACAAAUACUAAUAGUAAUGAUGGUACACGUUAUAAACUUGUCGGCAUUAUUGUACAUAUGGGACAAGCAAAUGGUGGUCAUUAUUAUUCAUUUAUUCAACAUAAGGAUGAAUUAGAUUCUUCAAAUCAUUCUCAAUGGUAUAAAUUUGAUGAUACUGAUGUUAAUGAAUGUAAAAUGAAUGAUGAUGAAGAACUUCGACAACAAUGUUUUGGUGGUGAUCAUUCAGCAUCUCCAUUUGAUCAACCAGCUAUGAAGCGACAACGUCGUUGGUGGAAUGCAUAUAUUUUAUUCUAUGAAAAACUACCUACUAAUGAAUCUGAUCCAAUAAAAAAUUUUGAAAAAAGUUUAUCAUCAUUACAAUUAUAUGAUCAUACUCAACGUAUGCCAUUAUCAGUUCAACGUAGUGUUAGAAAACAAAAUAUAAAAUUUCUUCAUAAUCGAAUAUUAUUCAGUCAAGAAUAUUUUAUUUUUAUUAAAAGACUUGUACAAAAUAAUGUACAACAAUUACUUAAUAUCAUUCAACAACAACAACAAAAUGAAGAAGAUAAAGAUAAAUAUAUUAAUACAAUCGAAGAUUUAGCAUUGAUUAGUAUUCAAAUAGCAGCUAAAUUUCUUUUUACAAUUGGAUGGCAUACAAAGAAAGCACUUCGUGGUCAAGCUAGUGAUUGGACUGAAUUAAUUAAUCAAUGUAUACGACAUUCUCGUAAAGCACGACAAUAUUUUGCUGAAGAAGUUUUAUUUGAACAUUUAAAUCGUUUUCAAGAAUAUCUUGUUGAUUGUACAUCAGCAGAAAUUCGUGGUGCAUUCAGUCGAAUACUUGUUGCACUUGCUAUACAUUCUCGUCAAGAUGAACAAUAUAUUGAUCGGCUAUUCGGUAUUGAUUUAAAUGAUUAUAAAAAGAAAAAUAUUAAUUUUUUUCGUUUUGAAAUAGAUGAAAUGACUGUUGAAGAAACUAUACUUCAUAAUGUUUUACGUUUACUUAAAAAAGAAGCUUCUGAUAAUGUGAAAAUGUCAGCACAAUAUUUUCUAUUUUUUAUUAGUUUUUCAACGCAUGGCCGUCAUGAAUGUGAACAAUUAAUUCAACAUAAUGUUCCAACACUUCUUGCUAAUUUAGCAAAUGAUGAUACAUCACCAUCAUCAAUACAACGUUAUGGUGAUCCGUCGAAAUUGUCUAUUAUACUUUCAACCUUGAUACGUUGUUUUGAUGUUUCGUUAUUAUGUAAACCUAGACAACCUGAUGAUAAACUUUUACCAAAUCCGUUUUAUACACAUGACAAUAGUCCAAUAUGUUCAAUUCCAAAAGAUUUAAUUGAUAUUCUUUAUAAACGAGAUCAUUUAUUAAAAAAAAUUAUUGAAGAUGUUAAUUCAUGUGAAGAAUCAGCAAAUUUACUUCGAUUUCUUCUUUGGGAAAAUCCAGAUGUUACGUCAACUGUACUUCGAGAGAUUCUUGGAUCACUUUCGAUUUAUUACACAUCUGAUCUACGCGCUCAUCUUGAUAUAUUAUCUAUGGUGCUUACAAUUGAAGAUUCAUGGCAAGAAAUUCGAAUUUUACAUGUAUUAAAAGGUACUCCAUUAUCGGGUGAAACAACGGAAGUAUUAAAUGAAACUCCAUCAUCACGACCAUCAUCACCAUCGCCAAUAAAAAUAGCAGUGACUAAUAUGAAUAAUUUUCAUGAUAAUCCACAAACACUAUUUGAUUUAUACUUAAAAUCGAAAUCAUCUCAUCAAAAACGAGCAUAUUGCUUCAUUAAAAUGCUGUUACAAUUAUUUACAAGCUCCUUGAAAGCACGUGAUUUAUUACUAACUGAUCAAGAUAUUAAACAACGUUGGGCUGGCGCUGUUCGUUGGUUACGUGAUCAACUUGAACGACCAAAUAGCAUUCCAUCAAACUAUCCAUAUUAUCCAUCCCAAGGACAGAUUACAAGUAAUGAUAUGUCCCAAGGAUAUUAUCUUGAACGAACACAAAGUGCUAUAACAGUAUUAGAAAGAGCAAGUGAAUUAUGUUCGGAUAAAGAAAAUGAUGAUGAUAAUGAAGCUGGUUCAAAUAGUGAUGAUAUGGAUGAUGAUGAGCCAAUAGGUCGAAAAAUACUUUUAAGUAAUUAA
Messenger RNA from Adineta steineri, 7716 nucleotides. The record is from the annotation of a GenBank genome assembly. NCBI's taxonomy places the organism in Eukaryota, Metazoa, Rotifera, Eurotatoria, Adinetida, Adinetidae.